AUGGCUUCCAAACUUGCAUUCCUAUUUGUUUUCAUAAUGUUGUUUGCUUUAACUUCAGCAAAUCCAAGCAAGUUGAGAAAGCCAUACACACCAUGCAAAAACCUAGUCCUGUAUUUUCAUGACAUACUCUACAACGGAAUGAAUGCAGCAAAUGCAACAUCAGCCAUAGUAGCAGCUCCACAAGGUGCUAAUUUAACAAAACUAGCACCUCAAUUCAACUUUGGUAACAUAGUAGUUUUCGACGACCCUAUCACUUUGGAUAACAACCUUCAUUCAACACCAGUUGGAAGAGCACAAGGGUUUUACAUUUAUGAUACCAAAAACACAUACACUUCAUGGCUUAGUUUCACAUUUGCUCUUAAUACCACUUACCAUCAAGGAACCAUUACUUUUGCUGGUGCUGACCCAAUUAUGGCCAAAACUAGAGAUAUCUCUGUCACUGGUGGUACUGGUGAUUUCUUUAUGCAUAGAGGAAUUGCUACUAUUAUGACUGAUGCUUUUGAAGGUGAAGUUUAUUUUCGACUUCGUGUUGAUAUUAAGUUCUUUGAGUGCUGGUAA
Messenger RNA from Lathyrus sativus (Indian pea), 558 nucleotides. NCBI's taxonomy places the organism in Eukaryota, Viridiplantae, Streptophyta, Magnoliopsida, Fabales, Fabaceae. The record is from the annotation of a GenBank genome assembly.